GCAGCGCAUCCCUGGGCUCCGAGGCCCCGGAGUGGAUGAGACACCACUUCGCGGCGGCGGCGGCGGAGAGCCAUGAGCUGUCUGGAUGUGAUGUACCAAGUCUACGGCCCUCCGCAGCCUUAUUUCGCAGCCGCCUACGCCCCCUACCACCAGAAACUAGCCUAUUACUCCAAAAUGCAGGAAGCCCAGGAUUGCAGCGCCAGCCCCAGCAGCAGUGGCAGCGGAAGCUCCUCGUUUUCCAGCCAAACGCCAGCCAGUAUAAAAGAGGAGGAAGGCAGCCCAGAGAAAGAGCGCCCACCAGAGGCAGAGUACAUCAACUCCCGCUGCGUUCUCUUCACCUAUUUCCAGGGGGACAUCAGCUCUGUAGUGGACGAACAUUUCAGUAGGGCCCUAAGCCAGCCUAGUAGCUACUCUCCCAGUUGUACCAGCAGCAAAGCCUCACGGAGCUCUGGGCCCUGGCGAGCUCGUCGCUACUCCCUCUGUGGUGCAACCCUUCUGAGCUGAUCUGCAGUCCAGGGUUUCCCUUCCCCCUUCCCUUCUGACCAGUCUGGAAGGCUCAGCAUCUGUGCCUCUCACU
Molecule: messenger RNA, 577 nt
Organism: Dipodomys ordii (Ord's kangaroo rat)
Lineage: Eukaryota; Metazoa; Chordata; Mammalia; Rodentia; Heteromyidae
Gene: Vgll2
Product: vestigial-like family member 2
Exons: 3
Coding region: 73-504 (143 amino acids)
Biological process (GO): regulation of transcription by RNA polymerase II
Cellular component (GO): nucleus
Source: RefSeq, a predicted model, not a curated record